AUGAAUCACUACAAGCUUGCACAAUGUACACUGCACAAUUCACUCACUUUAUAUAAAUUCCUCCAACAUACUAACGACAAGAAGAAGAAGCGCAAGAGGAAGGAAAGUUAUGCUAUUUACAUUUAUAAAGUGUUGAAGCAAGUACAUCCUGAUACUGGUAUUUCAUCAAAAGCCAUGAGUAUCAUGAACAGUUUUGUAAAUGAUAUUUUUGAGCGUAUCGCUGCCGAAGCAUCGCGUUUAGCUCAUUACAAUAAACGUUCAACUAUCACUAGUCGCGAAAUCCAAACUGCUGUACGUUUACUUUUGCCUGGUGAAUUAGCCAAACAUGCUGUGAGCGAAGGUACCAAAGCUGUCACUAAAUACACAAGUUCCAAGUAAUUUGUUCAAAUGAUUAAAAAAAAAAUAGCAAAAAGGCCCUUUUCA
Bactrocera neohumeralis is the source of this 423-nucleotide messenger RNA. Its product is annotated as histone H2B-like. The record is from RefSeq and is a predicted model, not a curated record. Gene Ontology annotation, cellular component: nucleosome. Bases 1 to 378 code for a protein of 125 amino acids. The transcript has a single exon. Gene Ontology annotation, molecular function: DNA binding; protein heterodimerization activity; structural constituent of chromatin. NCBI's taxonomy places the organism in Eukaryota, Metazoa, Arthropoda, Insecta, Diptera, Tephritidae.